Molecule: messenger RNA, 2417 nt
Organism: Myxocyprinus asiaticus (Chinese sucker)
Lineage: Eukaryota; Metazoa; Chordata; Actinopteri; Cypriniformes; Catostomidae
Product: glucose-6-phosphate isomerase-like
Exons: 18
Coding region: 69-1730 (553 amino acids)
Biological process (GO): glycolytic process; glucose 6-phosphate metabolic process; gluconeogenesis
Cellular component (GO): cytosol
Molecular function (GO): monosaccharide binding; glucose-6-phosphate isomerase activity; carbohydrate derivative binding
Source: RefSeq, a predicted model, not a curated record
UGUGACAUUUGGGUCCAGUUCAGCCGGGGUUCUGACACACAGACAGGUUCGGCCCGAUACACGCCGCGAUGGGACUGACAAGCGACCCAAACUUCCAAAAUUUGGAGAAAUGGUACAAAUCCAACGGCGCUAAUCUCAACAUGAGGCAAAUGUUUGACUCUGACAAAAACAGAUUUCAAAAGUUCAGCUUAACUUUAAAGACAGAUGAAGGGGAUAUUCUACUGGAUUACUCCAAGAAUCUUAUCAAUGAAGAGGUUAUGAAGAUGCUUGUAGAGCUGGCAAAGUCUCGUGGCGUGGAGGCUGCCAGAGACAAGAUGUUUUCAGGAGAAAAGAUUAAUUUCACUGAGGGUCGUGCGGUUCUCCACGUUGCCCUGAGGAACCGUUCAAACACGCCCAUAAAUGUGGACGGUAAAGACGUGAUACCAGAGGUCAACAAGGUUCUGGAGAAGAUGAAGGGCUUCUGUCAUAAAGUUCGCAGUGGCGAGUGGAAGGGGUACACAGGAAAAUCCAUCACAGAUGUUGUCAACGUUGGCAUCGGGGGAUCUGAUCUGGGUCCGUUAAUGGUGACAGAAGCCCUGAAGCCGUACUCUAAAGGUGGACCCCGGGUGUGGUUUGUGUCCAACAUCGAUGGAACACACAUUGCUAAGACUCUGGCUGAACUCAAUGCCGAGACCACUCUCUUCAUUAUCGCAUCAAAGACGUUCACAACCCAGGAAACGAUCACAAAUGCUGAAUCUGCAAAGGAGUGGUUCCUUCAAGCAGCAAAAGAUAAAUCUGCAGUUGCCAAACAUUUUGUGGCCCUCUCUACCAAUGGACCCAAAGUGACAGACUUCGGCAUCGACCCGGCGAACAUGUUUGAGUUUUGGGAUUGGGUUGGUGGACGAUAUUCUUUGUGGUCUGCAAUUGGUUUGUCCAUCGCACUUCAUAUUGGAUACGAGAACUUUGAGAACCUGUUGGCUGGAGCUCAUUGGAUGGACACUCAUUUUCGUACGGCCCCAUUGGAUCAGAACGCACCAAUGCUGCUCUCCUUGCUGGGCGUCUGGUACAUUAAUUUCUUUCAGGCUGAGACGCAUUGCCUGUUACCCUACGAUCAGUACAUGCACCGCUUUGCUGCGUACUUCCAACAGGGUGACAUGGAGUCUAAUGGAAAAUACAUCACAGUUAACGGUGGGCGAGUGAACUAUCACACCGGGCCAAUCGUAUGGGGAGAACCAGGAACUAACGGACAGCACGCAUUCUACCAGCUCAUUCAUCAAGGAACUCGCAUGGUCCCUGCUGACUUCCUGAUUCCCGCACAGAGCCAGCAUCCAAUCAGAAACAACCUUCACCAUAAGAUUCUGAUGGCUAAUUUCCUGGCCCAGACGGAGGCUCUGAUGAAGGGAAAGACGACAGAAGAGGCAAAGAAAGAGCUGGAGGCUGGAGGGCUGAGUGGAGAAAAGCUAGAGAAGAUUCUUCCACACAAAGUAUUCCAAGGAAACAAGCCGACAAAUUCAAUCAUUUUCAAAAAGUUGACUCCGUAUACACUGGGCGUGCUGAUUGCCAUGUAUGAACACAAGAUCUUCAUUCAAGGCGUCAUGUGGGAGAUUAACAGUUUUGAUCAGUGGGGUGUGGAACUCGGGAAACAGCUGGCAAAGAACAUUGAACCUGAGCUUCAGGAUUCUGCAGAGGUCAGUUCUCACGAUUCGUCCACGAACGGCCUCAUCAACUUCCUCAAGAAGAACUUUGCUUGAAUGCAGCAUGAGCACGACUGUGGUGUUCACCAGAACCUUCACUCACUCUCGAAACCCCUGCGCUGCUAAACCACGACUCUGUGGGACGCCUGCAACCUGCUGUGUGUGAUCGGCUGAACUACAAAUAAAAGAUUAAACACUUUGUUGUCUUGGCACAGAAUUUUACAUUUUAAUAAGAAUCUGAAAUACUUGGUUUGAAAACUUUAAUGUACUGUAUUUUUAAUUCACAAUUAAACCAUAAUUGUAGAACCAUAGAUCAUAAAUCCCUCUUCUAAUGUCUGGCAUGCUACAGUUUGAAAUCAUUGCAUACAACACUGUUUUUUGUAAGUAGCAACCAGUAUGCAGUGUAUACUUCAGAGUACUAUGCAGUAAGCCGUACAGUAGUAUUACAUUACAAACAGUUUUUUGGUUGCAAGAUAUCAGAAUGGUAAGUGAUUUAUUCACCACCACCAGGUAGCACUAUAAGUCCAUGUCUGUAACAUCCAGUCAGUCUUUUAGUUCCCAGUGUUUCCUUUUUGGAACAUGAGGGCAAAGGUCACCUGUGGUCUGUUUUAUUCAAAUAGCAAACCUCUGUAAACUACAAGCAUCUAGAGAGAGGGAGAGAGAGAGAGAGAGACGAUCAAAACAUUUUCACAUCAUGUUGAUGAAUAUGACCUCUAGAAUCGAAAUAAACAGUGUUUACUGGCA